CAAUUCGCCACACGCCAUGGCCGACAACUCAUGGCGUGAACACAGCAGUCUCCAAAACAUCUCGGAUGGUGGAGGGAAAGGUGACGCCACAAAAGGACGCGGCAGAGCGGGGCCGCAGUUCAACCGUGUGAUUCCAAAGUUCCUUCAGAAGUACCACACACCAGAAACGUUGGACCAUGAAGCAAGUUUGGCAUUGAAGCGGCCCAAGGAAGUUGACGAUGAGGCCGACGACGAUGAUGAGCUCGAUGAAGUUCAGAAGGAAGCGUUGGAAGCGUACAAGGCCGAACAGGACAAGAAUAAACAUGUUGGAGUCAACGAGGAAGUUGUUGAGAAAGCUGACGAGGCACCACGACCAGAGAAACGAAAAUCCAUGACUUUUUCGUCUACGUCCAAGAAAGGCUUGUCAUCAACCGCCCAAGGCGCAACCACCACUCCCCCCGCAAAGAAGAGGAAAGCAGUCAAUAACGCGAAGCUCUUGUCGUUCUCCAUGGACGACGACUAGGCCUAUACCAUCCUCUUCUCAUCGACGUUGUCCUGCCAGCGUCCGUCGUAACCGCGUUUAUGAAGCAGUACAUCCGCUCCUUCACGUGGAAUCCCUUUGGUGCCGACAUGAAGCUCGUCGUUGUGGUCGUGCGUGGGUGCCGUAAGUUCGCAUCACGCAUGACACCACCUUGGCAUUCCGACGACGCUAUUAGUACAAUAGUAGCAAUAACUCGAUAAUUUUACACUAUUUUACA
This is a messenger RNA of Aphanomyces invadans, 737 nucleotides long. RefSeq lists its product as hypothetical. Lineage: Eukaryota; Oomycota; Saprolegniomycetes; Saprolegniales; Verrucalvaceae. Bases 17 to 502 code for a protein of 161 amino acids. The record is from RefSeq and is a predicted model, not a curated record. The transcript has a single exon.